This is a messenger RNA of Ailuropoda melanoleuca (giant panda), 694 nucleotides long. RefSeq names its product FKBP prolyl isomerase 2 (gene FKBP2). The coding region runs from base 82 to 570 and encodes 162 amino acids. NCBI's taxonomy places the organism in Eukaryota, Metazoa, Chordata, Mammalia, Carnivora, Ursidae. Gene Ontology annotation, cellular component: endoplasmic reticulum. Gene Ontology annotation, biological process: protein peptidyl-prolyl isomerization. The transcript is spliced from 6 exons. Gene Ontology annotation, molecular function: peptidyl-prolyl cis-trans isomerase activity. The record is from RefSeq and is a predicted model, not a curated record.
AAGGCCGCCCCAGCGGGCGUUGGCAGCGGGUUUCGCACAGUCCAAUGAGGGCGGGCGGCGUGGCCCGGCCUGGUAGCGACGAUGACGCGCCUGCGCAGAGGCAGAAGCGCGACUGGGGUUGACUCCGGGGGCGCGGCGAGGAGAGACAUGAGGCUGAGCUGGGUCCUGACAGUACUGUCCAUCUGCCUGAGCGCCCUGGCCACUGCUGCGGGGGCCGAGGGCAAACGGAAGCUGCAGAUCGGGGUCAAGAAGCGGGUAGACCACUGUCCCAUCAAAUCGCGCAAGGGGGACGUCCUGCACAUGCACUACACGGGGAAGCUGGAAGAUGGGACGGAAUUUGACAGCAGCCUGCCCCAGAACCAGCCCUUUGUCUUCUCCCUGGGCACAGGCCAGGUCAUCAAGGGCUGGGACCAGGGGCUGCUGGGGAUGUGUGAGGGAGAAAAACGCAAGCUGGUGAUCCCAUCAGAGUUGGGGUACGGAGAGCGGGGAGCUCCCCCAAAGAUUCCAGGUGGUGCAACCCUCGUGUUUGAGGUGGAGCUGCUCAAAAUCGAGCGACGUUCAGAACUGUAGCGAAACUGGGGAGGGGCAGUGGAGAGGCCCCCAUCAGGGACCAGACUGUUUAAAAUAAAAAACAAAACAAAAACAACAACAACAAAAAAAACCACACAAAAAAAAGACCCUUAAAGUCCAUGAA